Messenger RNA from Tachysurus vachellii, 1613 nucleotides. Its product is annotated as bile acid-CoA:amino acid N-acyltransferase-like. NCBI's taxonomy places the organism in Eukaryota, Metazoa, Chordata, Actinopteri, Siluriformes, Bagridae. The record is from RefSeq and is a predicted model, not a curated record. The coding region runs from base 102 to 1391 and encodes 429 amino acids. The transcript has 11 exons. Gene Ontology annotation, biological process: fatty acid metabolic process; acyl-CoA metabolic process. Gene Ontology annotation, molecular function: fatty acyl-CoA hydrolase activity.
AUUCCUAGUGGCUGUGUAGUGCGCUAUAGAAAACAUAGUUCCUUGUGUUUCAAGUGCAACGAAAGCUACAAGUGAACUUCAAAGACAGACUCGGGUACAAAAUGAUCAAACAAUUUCUCCGACCGCUGCUUUUGGUUCGUCCGCUUCGCUGUAUGGUGGAUGAACGGUUCGACGUGCGCGUGCACGGUUUACUGCCCGGGGUUCGAGUCACGCUGCACGCGCAGUUCCAGUCUGAGGAUGGGGAUUUUUGGGAAGGUUUUGGUCACUAUGUUAGCAAUGAGACAGGAAAUGUCACAGUGUCUAAAGAUACCAGUCUUGGUGGAUCAUAUGAUGGAGUUGAACCCAUGGGUCUGCUGUGGAGUAUGAGACCUAUUCCUGGAAGCAGGACAGGCCUCAGGUAUAGGAAGAAGGAUGUCCAGGCACAGACUGACCUACACAUAUCUGUGUACAAAGGCCAAUUAACAGACAGAUUCCAAGAGAAAACACCGAUAGCAUCAGUUGUGGCACAGCGGUGGUACAUGGCCCCUGGUGUCCUGAGAGUUGAUGUUACAGAGAAAGGAUUAAAGGGGACCCUUUUUAUCCCACCAGGUCCUGGUCCUUUUCCAGCUGUGCUAGACCUCUGGGGUGGAGGAGGGGGUCUAGUGGAGUAUCGCUCUGCUCUACUAGCAUCUAAAGGCUACGUCGCAUUAUCUUUAGAGUAUAGUGACCAAAAAGAUGCUGUUGGCAAGCCACGGACUGUGGGGAUAGAAUAUUUUGAGGCAGCCAUCAAUGUGCUGAGGCAACAUCCACAGGUGUGUCCUGAAAGAAUCGGCAUUUUGGGUUUGUCAUAUGGGGCUUUUUUGUCCAUGCACAUGGCGAUAUUUUCUUCAGUGAUAAAGCCCAGGUGUAUUGUCUGUAUUAGUAGUAGCCAUGUUCUACCUGUCAGUGGAUCAAGAGUUGAUAUGUCAGGACUGAUAAAAAAAAUGAGCCAGAAAAUGCGCUAUGAUGAGGAAAAGAGGCAGAUUUGGCGAGAAUCUCUGAAACCAAUACCAGUUGACACUCUGAACAAACUUGACAUGGGUCGUAUUAAAUGUCCUGUUUUAUUGAUUGUUGGGGAAGAUGAUCAAAAUUGCCCUGCAUCAGAAUCAGCAGAUGACAUGAAGCAGAUGAUGGAGCGAGCUGGUAAUAGUCACUUCUUGACCGUUCUGUCCUACCCAGGAGCCGGCCACCUUAUAGAGCCUCCUUACACUCCACAUUGCCGAGCCAGUAACUUCAUGAUGGCAGGGACAGGGACUACAGUGAUGGUGCUGUGGGGUGGACAGACAAAGGCUCACAGUCAAGCUCAGGAAGAUUCCUGGCACAAAACCCUGGCCUUUUUUGAGCAGCACCUCUACAGAAACACAAGCAAUUAAAGUCAGAUUUAAUCACAUUUAUUCCAGAAUGGAGCCUGUGCCUAUCUCAGGUGUCAUCGGGCAUCAAGGCAGGAUACACCCUGGAUGGAGUGCCAACCCAUCGCAGGGCACACACACACACACUCAUUCACUCACGCAAUCACACACUACAGACAAUUUUCCAGAGAUGCCAAUCAACUCAACCUACCAUGCAUGUCUUUGGACCGGAGGAGGAAACCGGAG